AUGUCUAAUAUGCUGUCCCUCGCGCUCGCGUUCGCAGGCUCAGCCUCGGCUCUGACCUUGCCGACCUUCCUCCAAAGCCAGGGUCAAGCUCAAUCACCACUCCAGCCUCUGGACCACUCGCAGAACUACCAAUUUGAUCCCCUGCUGCAUCUCCCUGGUAUCUCGCCAUACUUUGACGCAGUCGGCUUUGGUCUCGAGCACAAACCUCCCGUCGGCUGCAAUGUCACGGCCGCAUCGUACAUCAUCCGCCACGGCGCCAUCUACUCCAACGACGACGAAUAUGAGGAAUACAUCAAGCCUUUCCUGUGGAAGCUCGAGACACACCGUCAAGGAUGGACCGGCCCACUAUCCUUCAUGGAAAAGUGGCAGUCCCCAAUCUUGGAAGAUAGACUGGAGGAAUUGACACCUUCCGGCGCCGUCGAUGCACAAGCAGUAGGCAAGCACCUCCUACAACGCUACCACCACCUCGUCCCAAACACAACCCGCAUCCUCGCGGACAAAAAGAGCAGAACCUACGACACGGCCGCCAACUUCGUCAAAGCCUUCCCCCAAGCCUCCGACAUCGAGAUAGUCCGGAUAACAGAAAACACAAACGGCAGCAUGGAAUCCCUCAUCCCCCACAAAUCCUGCAAGAACUUCUCCAAGAAACCCGGGUCCAAGCAACAAAAGAAAGUCAUCGACCUCUACGGCGCUUCCGUCGCACACCGCCUCUCCCCCUACACACCUUUCAAACUGACUCCUAGUGAUGUUGUUGGCUUCCAGAUGCUGUGCGGCUACGAAUCCGCCAUCAAGGGCGAGCGCAGCCCCAUCUGCGCGCUCUUCACAGACUCGGAGUGGAUGGCGUAUGAGUACGCGUGGGAUCUGAAGUACGCGUACAUGGUCGGUCCGCUGAACCCGCUGAGUCCUUACCUCGGUUUCCCGUGGUUGCAAGCACAGUCUGAGCUCUUUGCGCAUAUCGAGAAGCAUGAUACGCCUGGUGACGGCUGGCCGGAUAAACAGCGUUUCUUCCUCGGUUUCACGCACAGAGAAGUCCCGCCUUUUAUCGCUACCGCCUUGGGUCUUUUCAACAGUUCCUCAGACGCCGCGGAACAAUUCCCUACUGACCACAUCAACUGGACGCGCGCGUGGAAGAUGAGCGACCUCAUUCCUUUCCUGGGUCAUGUUGGCAUGGAGAAGAUGAUUUGUGAGAGGGGUGGCGUGCAUGGCGAUGAGCCUGGCACGUAUGUUAGGUUCAUUGCGAAUUCGGCGCCGAGACCCAUUCCGGAUUGCCAGGAUGGGCCGGGUGCGAGUUGCGAGUUUAUGUCGUUCAAGAAGCUUAUUGGGAAGGGGGCGAAGGCGCAUAAGGACUUUCACAAGGUUUGUGAUGUGAAGGAUUGUCAGGAUGCUAGUUGUAUGGAGGGAGAGGAGUAG
Molecule: messenger RNA, 1410 nt
Organism: Alternaria incomplexa
Lineage: Eukaryota; Fungi; Ascomycota; Dothideomycetes; Pleosporales; Pleosporaceae
Exons: 2
Coding region: 1-1410 (469 amino acids)
Cellular component (GO): fungal-type cell wall
Molecular function (GO): acid phosphatase activity
Source: RefSeq, a predicted model, not a curated record